This is a messenger RNA of Cajanus cajan (pigeon pea), 1657 nucleotides long. Lineage: Eukaryota; Viridiplantae; Streptophyta; Magnoliopsida; Fabales; Fabaceae. The record is from RefSeq and is a predicted model, not a curated record.
UCCAUAAAAGCACAUACCAACGAAAAACUAUAUUCAUUCAUAUAUAUUUGCUGCUAUGGCAGAAGGGGAGAGGUGGGAAAUGUUAAAUAUUCUCAGAUACACUAUUGGCUUCCGCUGGGGGAGGGCGUACGGCAUAAUGGAAAGAUAUUUUGAUCUUAAAAAAAUCAAAGAUGUCACAAUAAGAAUGGAAUUUCCGGAAACAAAUACAGUGUAUUGUGAAGACUUGCCCAAUCUAGGGAGUUUUUCCUCAGGAGACAUUGUUGAAUGGCCAUACUUGGAGAAUCUUAUUUUGAACCACUGCCCUAACUUAAAGAAGUUUGGAUUCGGAAAGACAAAAGAGUCACGAUUAAAAUCAUUCAUCAUGGAAAAUCAAGUGCAACAUAACAUUGAUACAGAAGUUAUCUAUUUUUUUGAAUCAUGGGAUGAUGAAUUAUCAACAACUACUAAGUAUGAAAUUGGUGACAGUAAGGAAUUACACAAGAUAUUGGAUAAUCUUCGACCAUCACAUUUCACCAACUUGUUAAUAUUCCAGGCAAAAAAUUGCGAUGAAAAGCUGAUUAGAUUUCUCGUUAUUUUGAUGAAGAGGCAAAAUAAACUUGAAGUUAUCAACAUUCAACAAUGCAAUACAAUACAAUAUUUGUUUGAUGUUUCCCCUGAUGAAGAUGGACAUGCUAUAUAUUUCACACAGAUGAGGGAAUUAAAAUUAAUAGAACUAUAUAAUCUAAAAAUUGUAUGGCAUUGGAAGCAAAUAGAAAUUUUUGGCCUCGAAAAUCUCCAAUUGAUACACAUCAAAAGUUGCCCCUCUCUAAUACUUCUAUUCUAUUAUUCUACAACAGAGAAGCUCCACCAACUAAAUGAAUUAAAGUUAGAGGCAUGUGAGUCGUUAAGCAAUUUAGUUCAUUCUUUUAAUGAAAAUCAGAUACUACCAGCAAAGUUCCCAUCACUAACCAAGGUAGAGUUGAAGUCUCUCUCAGGAUUGGAAUGUUUCUACAGUUAUGGAGUAGAAUUGCCAAGUCUAAAAUCCUUGACAAUAGAAAAAUGUCCUCAAUUGACAUCAUUCACAAAUGGGUUUGCAACCGAAGAUGCAUCGUCCACAAUUAUUGAUGGGAAGUCUUUCUUUGAGCUAAAUGAACUCACGUUACGUAGUUGUGACAAGUUGGUUGUUGUUGUGUCAUCUAAGACUUUACAAGAGUUAGGAAAAUUGAAGAAACUCAUUGUGAGUGAUUGUAUGGAAUUGAAAAUGUUAUUCAAUAUUGGUGGAACAAUAUCUCAUUCAACUGAGCUCUUACAACAGUUAGAUGAAUUGAUCUUGAAUGAUCUACCUAAAUUAACUCAAAUCAUCAAUGAAGAAAUUGUCGAGCUCUAUCAAAACUUGAAAAUCCUACAAGUGAAGAAUUGUGAGUCUCUUGAAUGGUUGCCCAUAUCUCAAGGGCUAAAAAAUAUGGAAAUUACAGAUUGUAUGGCCUUGCAUAAAAUUAUGACCAUCCAUGAGGAAGAAGGAACGAGAGCUGAAUUUCCAUCCUUAGAGACACUGAAAAUAGAAAAUUGUCCUAGUAUGAAGACUUUUGUUGAAAAGUCCAAUGAGGAGAAAGAUCAUCCAAAAUUGGAUAAUUCAAACUAUUUCUUUCCAAAUUCAGUUUUAUAUGUUGGAAAUUAA